Messenger RNA from Schistocerca serialis cubense, 2861 nucleotides. RefSeq names its product peripheral-type benzodiazepine receptor-associated protein 1-like. Gene Ontology annotation, biological process: neuromuscular synaptic transmission. The record is from RefSeq and is a predicted model, not a curated record. Gene Ontology annotation, molecular function: protein binding. The transcript is spliced from 14 exons. NCBI's taxonomy places the organism in Eukaryota, Metazoa, Arthropoda, Insecta, Orthoptera, Acrididae. The coding region runs from base 407 to 2419 and encodes 670 amino acids.
CCAGCAGCCACGCAGACUCGGCCGCGCCGCGCUCUAGGACGAUAAGCCGCCACCGCCGCCCCCGUAUCCGUUUCCAGCGCCUGCUCUUGGUCGUCUUACAGGAGCUGCGGCCCGUCCGGCUGUGGCCUCUGCUGGCGCCACUGUGAGUCCCUCGAGCAGCCGGCCGCCCCCGCCCCCGACUCCGCCUCACUGCGACACGUCGCGGCGCAGCGCCGACGUCCACGCCGAACUGGAGGAUCAACUGGCUCGUGUGCUGGAGAAAAACACUGAGCUAACAAUCCAGAACACUGAUUUGCAGAAGCAAGUGCAGCACUUGCAGAAUGUGAAUGCCAGCGAUGGUCGCAGCCUCCCAGGUCUGGCCUCGGCCAGCAAGCCUGGGGACACUCUGGAGUCUAUUCUUAAGCAAAUGCGAGAGGCAGCUGACAAACGCAAGGAACUCGAAAGAGAACAUGCUGAGGCCCUCACACAGCUCCGAGAAAAACAGAAUGAAGCACAGAGGCUCACGAAACAGAGGGAUGCAUCUUCUAGAGAAAAAAGCAAGUCAUAUGAGACUAUUGAAGCUCUGCAGUCAAAAAUCCGUGAACUGGAAAAGAAAACGGAGCUUCAGAAUGUCCGCCAUGAAGAGCUUCUCCUUGAAAUGGCAAGCAUCAAACGAUCAGCACAAAGUGCUAACACAGCACUGGCAGCAGCAGCUGCUGCUGCUGCUGUCAACCACAACUCUCCUGAGUCAGGGCAUUCAACACCAGACUCUGCAAGGGUUGAUGGCGUUGGGAGUGCGGGUCCAAAUCGCCCAGCAGUCAUGAUGUCAUCUGCACUUGACAACCUUGGUGACAUGCACCAAACCACCUCACGAGUAUUGCCACAUGGGCGCCCAUCUAGUCAACCUGGUUGUGGAGUAGCAGGCUUCCCUAGCGGCAUUCAGCAGGCGAACAGCCUCCCUUCCUCCUACCCUCCAUCAGGCUUCACUGCUACUGCUGGGGGGUACCGCUACGCCGUCCCGCCCGGUGAGCACGGAAAUCCAGCUCCAGUGCCAGCAGGCUUUGUAGAUAGCUGCAGCUCUACUGGCUACCGCAUGCAGUCGCAGAUGUUGCCCCCUACUGCUGGCUCGGGCCAGCUAUGGAAGGCUCCUUCGAUGUCGGAUCUGGCGGCGUUCAGUAGAAGUGGUGCUAAUUGUCGUGGUCCCCUUCCUCCCUCAUCCCUGCCUCUCCCUCUGACGGCUGCAGCCGACGCUCCAGGAUCGGGCACACACGCACAAGCUGGGUCCGGUCCAUCUUUGGGCCAUCACACAUCACACCCCUCGCCUCAGCAGCAACAACCUGGGACAGCCACCUCCUCAGAAAUUGACCGCAUCAUGGCCAAGAUUGAACAGGAUAAUCGGAUUCUUGCUGAACUAGACAAGACACGAUCCACCAUAGGCUUGUCGAGCAAUUCAAGUAGCACAACAGCUGGAGGAAGUGUGUGUGCAGCAGGGAAUGUCACCAGUGGCACUACAGUACCCCUAGCCACACAAGCUGGGCAUGGUGAACAGAAUACACUUGCAUACGUCGGGGUGCCCAGUGCACAAUCCUAUCAGGCACUGCCGGCUCCUCUGGGUACCCAGCCGCAAUAUGUAAUGCCUGUGCUAGCGCCAGCUGCUCCACCAGGACCCCAGCAGCAGACCUAUGUGCCAACACACACAGCACGGCUUAUGCCGCAGAUACCGACAGCGGCAGCUGCUGCUACUGCAGGUGCAGCUGCUGGUAUACCUGGAAUACUAACAACACCGUAUGAUCUAGACAGUAGAGGUGGUUACCUAAAUGGGAAUCUUCCGCCUGGAGUGUAUUCUACAUUUCCAGGAACUGAACAACAAAUGGUUACAGACAGCAAAGUUGUUGACAUGUUGGACAUUCCUGGUAAAGGUCGCUGUUAUGUAUACAUUGCAAGGUACUCAUAUGAUCCAUUUCAACAAUCUCCAAAUGAAAAUCCUGAAGCUGAGUUGCCAGUCAAUGCAGGAGAUUACUUGCUGGUUUGGGGUACUAUGGAUGAGGAUGGUUUUUUUGAUGGAGAGCUCCUGGAUGGUCGUCGAGGUUUGGUUCCUUCCAAUUUCAUCCAAAAAUUAGUUGGAGAGGACCUUCUGGAAUUUCACCACGCUGUUGUCCAAGGACUGAGGGACUGUGAUGAUAGUGCUUCCACCAAUGUUGGUCAAGAAUUGGAGUUUUCAGGACAUGAAAUAAUGCCCCUCGAUGAAGGCGUUUAUGGGAAGCAGCGGCUGUCACAACAAGAAUAUGCUUAUGCUGAGCUAGAUGACAUUCUGGAAGAAGAAGAUGAGGAACAAAUGGGAGAAGGUCCAGGUUUCCCCAUUAUCUUCACUGUGAAUCUGCACUUUCAGACUUGCACUGUUCGUAGAAAAGAAGAAAACAAAUGUGUGUGCUCAAGGUGAAACCUAUCCAGAAACAAAUUAAUUUGUAAGCCAACAGAGACACAAGAAGGAGCUCCACACCCAAGAUAACUAAAACUAUUAUGAUUCAUAAAUUUUGUGGCAGUAAUAUUUUUAUAGAUGUAUCCUGGGAAUAGUUUGUGAAUAGUAAGAAAACAAGUUAUGCAAAGCAGAUAUUUGUAUUGUGAUGCACUAUUUGAAUGAAGACAUGCCAGUUUACACAGGAAUCCAUAGUAUUAUGGAAUGUAAUUCUGUUUCUCCUCAUCUGUGAUGUCUCAAAGUCCACAAGCUUUUGGAUCAGUUCCUUUCACCCACUAUCAAGUAUUGUACACUGAUUGCAUUUGUUCGCACAAGCCUGAUGUGCUUGUGCUGCUAGUUUGCAGCCAUGAAGACACAGUAGGUUCCUGGCUGUCAUAAUUCAAUAUGAUGUGCGUGAGCUUACAUU